Silurus meridionalis is the source of this 1898-nucleotide messenger RNA. It is a transcript of the gene cbln12, whose product is annotated as cerebellin 12. Gene Ontology annotation, molecular function: protein binding. Bases 216 to 821 code for a protein of 201 amino acids. Gene Ontology annotation, cellular component: synaptic cleft; glutamatergic synapse. Lineage: Eukaryota; Metazoa; Chordata; Actinopteri; Siluriformes; Siluridae. The record is from RefSeq and is a predicted model, not a curated record. The transcript has 4 exons.
GCUUCUUCUUGUGUUAUGCAUCACUGUGGAGAAGAAAUGGAUACAGCACACAGAUCCUUUGGUGUUGACCCUCAAAUUUUGUUUUAGUUAACAACCUACAUAUUUGUUUCCUAUAGAUAGUAUAACUUUACUGAAAAUUACAGUAGUUGCUUUUAGGCUUUUGGUUAUUUAAACCUUCUUUUACUUAGUACACCACCAGUGCACCGUUUAAAAGCAUGCAUACAGUGUUAGGAAGUCCAUCCAGUGGAGUGGCAACUCUUUUAGGGUUAAUUCUGCUUUGGUAUCCCUUGUUGGUGACAAGUCAGAAUGACACUGAGCCCAUUGUACUGGAAGGUAAAUGUUUAGUGGUGUGUGACUCAACACCAUCUUCAGAACCAGCUAACAAUGCAUUGGGCAUGUCAGUACGCUCUGGCACCGGCCGAGUGGCCUUCUCUGCCACUCGCCAGACCAACCAUGAACCCACAGAUAUGAGCAAUCGUACCAUGAUCAUCUACUUUGACCAGAUCUUGGUGAACGUUGGUGGCCAUUUUGACCAGGAGAGCAGUGUCUUCUUAGCUCCAAGAAGAGGGGUGUACAGCUUUAACUUCCAUGUGGUGAAAGCUUACAACAGACAAACUAUACAGGUGAGCUUGAUGCUUAAUGGAUGGCCAAUGAUUUCUGCCUUUGCUGGUGACCAGGAUGUAACCAGAGAGGCAGCUACUAAUGCAGGAUUGGUGAUCAUGGAGAGGGGUGACAAAGUCUACCUUAAACUGGAGCGGGGCAAUUUGAUGGGAGGCUGGAAAUAUUCCACUUUCUCAGGUUUUCUGGUCUUCCCCCUGUAAAUUAAGUACACUUGAUAUAAUAAUAUUGGUUAUAAAACUGAUUAAAAUUAUAGAGCGUGGAAAAUAUUUCAUGUUGUCCAAGUAAUUUAGACUAGACCAACAUAUAAUAAAAUAUCAGAUGAUUUGUAAAGCUGCAUAUAAAAUGUAUUUUUAACAGAAAUUAAUUCACAGUAAAUUAAAGAUCAAUAAAGUAAUUGAGAACUAAGGCAAAUUAAAUGGCUCCAUUUAAAUGUAUUUCCUGUACAGUAUUGUACAAAAGUACUGUACAAAAUCACGCUUUUUUUUUGCAUUUUUUUUUUUAUGGAGAAAAAAGAAAAAAAGUCUGCUGAGAUGCGCAUGCAGAAAAGAAGUAUGGUGAGUUAAACAGUCAGAAGUCGAAGACUCCAGAAAAGCUGUAGCAAAUUAUCCAAGAUUUUCCGUCAAAUUUACCAAUUUUAGAAAACUGGACAAAUUGUACCUGCUCUUGUAGACAGCUAAUUCAAAAGAAUUAAAAGGAAGUGUGGUAAAUCCAGUAGUAAACUUUGCUUAGUUUAUAACUAUUUCAAGGCUCAAUGAUGUUCAAUGUUUUUUUGUCACAUAGUCACUUGUCCCCAAAGAAAAAGAACAUGCACACAAUAUAAUAGUAUAUAGUAGAAAUAGUCACUCUGCGAUUGAUCCUCAGAAUCUGGCUGCGCUUCCAUGAUGGGAGCACGAAGAAGAGUCUGUGUGCAGGGUGCUGGAAGUCUUGAUAGUUCUCAUGGCUCGCACCCUGCAAUUCUUGUUGUAGAUGUCUGUGAUGCAUGGAAGAGUCCUGAUCGUUCCCAGAAAAUUAAUUUUAAUUUGAUUUAGCGACUCAAUUAACAUUAAAUUUGAUAAGGCUGAAUUCAUAGCCAGUGCCUUUGGUCUGGAGAUGGGACUGUUAAAUAUUAGAUCAACACUUUUAUUAUAGAUAUCAAAUCAAAUCAAAUAAAAUCAAAUUUUAUUUGUCACAUACACAUUCAUACAGAGCAUCACGUAGUGAAAUUACAUGUAGCUUUUUACAACUGUCAAAAGUGGCAAAAGUACACACAUCCUUCACUCUAGUAGAAUCAAAUCAAA